CAUUGCUUGUUCAUGGAUAUAAAAACUGCAUUGAAGAAGCUUUUUAUCAUCUCUUGUAUAAGCAGCAACCUAUAGAAAAAAAAUUACAAACAUUUUCUUGAAUCAAAUCUGCCAUUGACAAUGGAAGUUGAAAUAGUUUUUGAAGAUUGCAUUAAACCCUCUUCACCAACACCAUCUCACCUAAAAAUCUACAAACUUUCUCUCUUAGAUCAAUUCAUGCCUUGUGUUUAUGUUCCUAUGAUCCUUUACUAUUCCAACACAAACGAAGACCUUCAUCGCGAUAAAACAUUACUACUGAAACAAUCAUUAUCUCGAACCCUAACACAAUUUUAUCCGCUUGCAGGGAAGAUUACAGACGAUCUUUCCGUGGAAUGUAAUGAUGAAGGGGUCUUAUAUUUAGAGGCUAGGGCAAGCAUUUCUUUGUCAGAAUUUCUCAAACACCAUGAUAUUACAUUACUACAAAAAUUCUUACCUAAUCAUUCUGUACCAACUCCAGGUUCUUAUGUUACCAUGAUUCAAGAAACAUUCUUUGAUUGCGGUGGCUUCACCAUUGGAAUCUAUAUUCUACACUCGGUCAUGGAUGGUUGCGCUUUAGCUUCAUUUCUAAAAGCUUGGGGAGCCAUGGCUUGUGAUGAAUCUGAUAAGAAGAUGAUCCCAAGUUUUGAUGGCCCGUCUGUUUUUCCUAAUGUAUCAGAUUUUCCAAGAGAUCUGAAUAUGAUGGCUUUACUUAGCAAUUUUAUCAGAGUUGAGAAAAUGAAUGCAGCAAGAUUUGUAUUUGAUGGAUCUUCCAUUGCUAAUCUUAAAGAGAAAGUAACAAGAUCUGGUGUGAAAAACCCUACUCGCGUCGAAGUGGUUUCAGCACUUCUUUUUAAGAGCUUGAUGGCUGCUCUCAACUCUAUAUCUCAUAAUAAUGAUGAUGAUACUCCAUUACCAUUAGCAAUCACUCAUGCUGUUAAUGUUCGUCGGAGAAUGCUUCCACCAUUUCCGGAAUGUUCAAUGGGGAACUUUGUCUGCUUUGCCGAUACAUUAUUAUGCGGCCCUCAUGAGGAAAAUCAACUAAGCAACAUUGUGUGCAAAUUGAAAGAAUCAAUUGCAAAGAUCAAUUACAGUUAUGUUAACAGCAUACAAGGUGAUGACGGGCUCGUAAAGUUGCACGAGAAGAUGAAAGAGAUGAUAAGUGCAUUCACGAGCCCAAAAUUUUACAAUGGUGUGAACUAUGCUGCAUUCACCAGUUGGUGCGGUUUUGGUCUUUACGAGGUUGAUUUUGGAUGGGGAAAGCCGGUUUGGACAACUUAUGCAGGAUCUUAUGGAAAUGUUAAAUCGCCUUUUGCAAAUCAUGUAGUUCUAAUGGAUGCAAGAACCGGAAAUAAUGGGAUAGAAGCAUGGGUUGUUUCUGAUGAAGAAGCUAUAAGUAUGUUAGAAGGAGAUGACGAACUUCUAAAACACGCUUACCUUAAUCCAACUCCGUUAACUAAUUAAUUUAGGUCUUCGAAGACCUAAUAAAAGAUACCAAUGAGAUAUAGUUCAAAUGGUAUAAAUACUAAGCAAUAUUCUGUUAAAGUUGUGGGUUGAAUAAAAGUAUAAUUAUUAUAAUUGUAGUUGAUUAUUGUCAUAUGAGUGAACUUCACCAUUUAGUAUAUUGAUUGUGAGAAGAGCCUGUAAACACAUGGAUUAAGUACAACAUUUCAUAAAUAAUGCAGGUAUGAUUUUUAUUUAUCAA
Messenger RNA from Mercurialis annua (annual mercury), 1720 nucleotides. RefSeq names its product stemmadenine O-acetyltransferase-like. The transcript has a single exon. NCBI's taxonomy places the organism in Eukaryota, Viridiplantae, Streptophyta, Magnoliopsida, Malpighiales, Euphorbiaceae. The record is from RefSeq and is a predicted model, not a curated record. Bases 121 to 1479 code for a protein of 452 amino acids.